AUGUACGGUGAGAUUGGCAACAAACUGGUACAACACGCCAAACGCACGCAAUCGCUGGCACAUCUACCGCCGUAUCAAACCGAGCUGGUACGGGCUGUCACUCGUGAAGUACGUGACCUCGACAAGGACGUGGCCACGAUCCUCGAGCCCUUUGCUGGCUCCUUCAACCCCUCCGCCGAACCUGCAACCGCCUGCGCCCUCCUUGUAAACCACCUAUGCAUGAGGAGAGACAAGCGUUGUCUUCUCGCAUACCAUCGCACAAGGACCGAUAAGCUCGAGGAAAUGUGCUGGAGUGGCAUUGAUGUGCUUGAACGGCAACAGCAGCAGUCACAAAAAGGCGCGGGGGAGGGGUCGGGCGCGGCAAUGGGCGCAGACGGAACAGGCAGUAGCUUGAGUCCCGAAGAGGAGGAAUACGUGAGGCAGUAUAGCGACUUGUUGGCGAGCUACAAGGGGCAGUGGACCGACAUUGAUCUCACAGGGAGUCUGGAGCCACCCAAGGACUUGUUCAUCGAUGUCAGGGUGCUGAAGGACGCUGGAGAGAUACAGACAGAAUAUGGGGCCAUCACUUUGACCAAGAACAGCCAGUUCUACGUAAGGCAGGGAGAUGUUGAACGACUCAUUGCGCAGGGGUACCUCCAGAGACUCAGUUGA
Molecule: messenger RNA, 651 nt
Organism: Didymosphaeria variabile
Lineage: Eukaryota; Fungi; Ascomycota; Dothideomycetes; Pleosporales; Didymosphaeriaceae
Gene: PSF1
Product: DNA replication protein psf1
Exons: 3
Coding region: 1-651 (216 amino acids)
Biological process (GO): DNA strand elongation involved in mitotic DNA replication; DNA replication
Cellular component (GO): GINS complex
Source: RefSeq, a predicted model, not a curated record